Molecule: messenger RNA, 988 nt
Organism: Drosophila bipectinata
Lineage: Eukaryota; Metazoa; Arthropoda; Insecta; Diptera; Drosophilidae
Gene: Prx2
Product: Peroxiredoxin 2
Biological process (GO): removal of superoxide radicals; cell redox homeostasis; hydrogen peroxide catabolic process
Cellular component (GO): cytosol
Molecular function (GO): thioredoxin peroxidase activity
Source: RefSeq, a predicted model, not a curated record
AUUCGCAUUUCCAGACCAAAGCACCUAUUAUUCGUAGUAUUUCGUUUUUGAUACGCGUGCCGAAAGGUUGUGCUUAAAUCAGCUAAUCACAGCGACUAACGAGCGACCCACGCCGAUACCGGAAAUCAAUUACUUCAACUACAAAAUACAGGCAACAACUAAAAUGCCCCAGCUACAGAAGCCCGCUCCCGAAUUCUCCGGCACCGCCGUCGUCAAUGGCGUCUUCAAGGACAUCAAGCUCAGCGACUACAAGGGCAAGUACCUGGUCCUGUUCUUCUAUCCCCUGGACUUCACCUUUGUGUGCCCCACGGAGAUCAUUGCCUUCUCGGAGGCUGCCGCCGAGUUCCGCAAGAUUAACUGCGAGGUGAUCGGCUGCUCCACCGACAGCCAGUUCACCCAUCUGGCCUGGAUCAACACGCCCCGCAAGCAGGGCGGUCUGGGCAGCAUGGACAUCCCCCUGCUGGCCGACAAGUCGAUGAAGGUGGCCCGCGACUACGGUGUCCUCGACGAGGAGACCGGCAUCCCAUUCCGCGGCCUGUUCAUCAUCGAUGACAAGCAGAACCUGCGCCAGAUCACCGUCAAUGAUCUGCCCGUGGGACGCAGCGUCGAGGAGACCAUCCGCCUGGUGCAGGCCUUCCAGUACACCGACAAGUACGGUGAGGUGUGCCCCGCCAACUGGAAGCCCGGCCAGAAGACCAUGGUGGCCGAUCCCACCAAGUCCAAGGAAUACUUUGCCACCACCGCCUAAGGCGGAACCAGCCGAAGGUAGAUGGUGGGAGGAGGGACUGCUCCUGGCGAGCAGGAGCGGAUUCGAAUCGCAUCGCAUAAUUCUAUACUAUAUAUCGUAUACCCUUACACAUUAACCCUAGGAAGUAGAUGAGAGCAACUGUGAAAACACAUCCAUGUAAUCAGCAGCUAAGCAGAAAGUGAUUUAUUUUUUUUUUGUGCUUUUUGUAGUUCACCCAAAAGUAAAAAAAAAAAAUAAAAA